AUGGCCCCAGCCUGUGGGAACAUCCUCUCGACAUGUCGCGAGAAGGCGUUCCCUUUGAAUGGGAAGCCGGAUGUUAGCCCAAGUUGGUUUCUAGCUGGUUCUUACGCUGAAGAUGUAGAUGAGCUCGAUCAUGAUAGCAGCCCCUUCUCAACUGUCGAGAAGGUGCGAUCAGAUAGAAAACGUGAGCUGACCGAGGACGACUGCUAUGAUAAACUCGGAUUCAGCUUUGCCUGGUAUAAGCGCUGGAUGAUUCUCACCGUCAUCUUCACCGUGCGAGUGUCUCUAUGA
Messenger RNA from Penicillium daleae, 288 nucleotides. RefSeq names its product MFS general substrate transporter. The record is from RefSeq and is a predicted model, not a curated record. NCBI's taxonomy places the organism in Eukaryota, Fungi, Ascomycota, Eurotiomycetes, Eurotiales, Aspergillaceae. The coding region runs from base 1 to 288 and encodes 95 amino acids. The transcript has a single exon.